Molecule: messenger RNA, 813 nt
Organism: Racocetra persica
Lineage: Eukaryota; Fungi; Glomeromycota; Glomeromycetes; Diversisporales; Gigasporaceae
Source: the annotation of a GenBank genome assembly
AUGUUUUUUAGUAUCCUCUCUUUUCCAUUUCGACAAUCCAUUGUCACUUUCAAUACCCUAGCCAAUCCAUAUUUUUACCAAGUUCGUGGUGUUACCAGACUUUGGGGACGUGGUGAUGUAAAGUAUCCUCCUCCAAAGCCAUUUAACAAAACAGCGCGAUAUAGAGGCAUGCUGAAGGCGAAACCGCUUAGUAAAGAAGAGCCAACAAUAUAUGGACAACCAGAGACUGUAGAGAUCACUGGUGAAUUCACGGACAAUCCGUUUAGUCAGGUCGUAAAUGGACAAAAGAACACUGUAAAACUAAUUUUUGACAAUAAAGGAACAUUAAAUUAUACUAUCAAUGCAAUUGCUGGUGCUUUGGUUAACAAAGACAAUCCAAAUGAGAUUUAUCGCAAUUUAACCGCCGCCAAGUAUUCCCUCAAAGCACCUUCAAUGGAUCAUGUUGAAGUUCCAUAUUAUUUUUAUGCUGAAUUUCCACCACAGGAAUUGGAUAUCAUUUUGUUUGUCUUCUUUUCUGACGAUGAAAAACGUCAAUUUAGAGGUGUUGGAUAUAAUGGAACGGUCACUAUUGUCGAUCCAGAGCAUUCAUUAUUUGAUCUUCAACUCAUUUUCUUGUAUAUUUUGCUCUUCGGCAUGGUUGCAGGUAUAGGAUACAUGAUCUAUCAAGCAUUCUUCGGAGGAGCUAAAACUAAAAAGAGCAAGAAGGAUGUGGCUACUGGUACAAGUUCAUCAUAUGACGAAAACUGGAUUCCUGAACAACAUUUAAAACAAACAAGAGCAUCCUCUCGUCUUAAAAAGAAAUCUGAAUCUUAA